AUUUGCAUAAAAUAUAUAUCCACUGAAAUCUACUUUUCGGCAACCCAUUUACUGAUGAAAUAAAUAUCGAACUGGCAACACUGAAUCAGUGUCAUGUCAGUGUAGGUAUAUGUUUUGUUGUGAAUUGUUUUGAAAAAGCGUUUUUACAGCAAAUUCAUAAAUAUUUCAGAAUUAAAGUUAGAUCGCAAAUAAUUUCUAUAAGCUCAUUUUCCAAUUUAAAACACAGUAAUGUCGAAGCGGAUACUUAGUGCUUUGAACUAUCCCCAAGCAGAAUCAUUGAACUUGAAUGAUGAGGCAACCUUCAGGAGAAUUAUUGCUUGGUUGGAAAUAAAUAUAAUAAAGCAAGCUCCGAAUGUUAUUGCAAAUAAUCUUAAGAACAUAACUGCAAGGGAUUGGGAUGAAAUAUACAAUAGAUAUAAAGACUCCUUAGGCUGCCCACCUGUAGGAUCUAAGCUUGAGGAACUACAAUGGAUACUUGGAUAUGCUGCACAAAUUGAAACUAAUGAUAACAGAAGUCUUUACUUGAAGCAUGCUGUGGAAAAUAUGAAAAGCAAGAAUGUUCCAGAUGUGGUAGCUGAAAAUCCUUUGGAUAAACUAAACUUUAGAAGCAAUGAAUUUGUAGAUGGUGUAAAUGAACUGGCGAAAAUUCUGAAUACUGUUCCACACCCUGAUCCAUUGAUUACUCUCAGAGCUGUUAGAAAAGUAAUUGUGAAGAGGAUGGCUCCUGAUUGUGUAGAACAUGCUGAAAAGUACAUUGUCAAGGUAAAUGCAAUGACUUUGUGCACUUGUCUGGCAUGGUUUUGUGUAUAAUAUUGAGUUUUAGGAUUUUGCCCCAUCCCCCCCAAGAAUAUUUGCUACCCCCACUCUAAGUUUUGGGGGCUUAUAUGCUUUCAAGGAAAGUUGACUCUGCCAAUGGUUAGUCCUUGGGAUUAUUAGCUUUGCAGUUUUAAAAUGCUGUAACUAGUUAAUAAUUUCCUUUUUUACAGGGUACACCAUUUCCAUUUGAAGAGCAUGCUCUUGGUUUUGACCUGAAAGAUCCUGUGUUAAAUAGGGCCGCAAAAAUUAUGCGAAUGAUCUACAUCCAAGACUUGAGAGAGCUCCAAACAAGAGCCAAUGAGUUGAUUGUGGCUGUGCAAAACAUUACUGCAAAUCCUAAAACUGAUACUAAACUUGGAAAAGUUGGUUACUAGGAAAACCUCGGUCAACACAAACAUUCUUUCAACUAUUACAAAUUGAAAACAAAGAUUGUAAAUUGAAUUUCUUAAAAUUUUCCAUUGGAUUGCUUUUAAAGUAUGACCUUAUUGAAGUAUUGACCAUAUUUAUUAAAAUGAGUUUGUAUUGUGACUUGUAAUAAAAAACACAUUUAUGAAUAUAUCACAUCUUAUUAAUAAAUUAUUUAUAAAAAUAAUGAAAUAAAAAUAUCAGUUUUAAA
Molecule: messenger RNA, 1432 nt
Organism: Acanthoscelides obtectus
Lineage: Eukaryota; Metazoa; Arthropoda; Insecta; Coleoptera; Chrysomelidae
Source: the annotation of a GenBank genome assembly